GAACGUGUACAUUCACGACUGUCACGACGCCCUCAAUCAGCAGUGGUACAUGCUCGAUGGGAACAUCAUCUCCAAAUGGGAUAACAAGUGCUUGGACGCCCACCUUGGCACGAAGAAUGUUUACAUGCACGAGUGCCACGACGGGGCGAACCAGAAGUGGUAUUGGGAUGAGGACACGGCUCAGAUUCGAAGCGAACACGACCACAGGUGUUUGGACAUGGCUCUGGAUGGUUCCCGCAACAUCUACAUGCACCCUUGCCACAACGGCAACAAUCAGAAAUUCGAUCGAAACGACUUUGCCUCGAACGCCUUCACGAUGGCUUUGCACCUGGAAUGUAGUGAGUCGGAGAACGAGGAGAUUACCGUGGAGCCGAUUGGGGGAGAGCCCAAGUUCAAGCUCAGGCGUAGCCCGCACACGCUUCCAGGGGACUUCCGAUGGGACAACAACGACAAGAAGAUCAUCAAUGCCGGCAAUGGCAAAUGCCUCGAAGCACGUGGCCGCGGACGUGUGGAGGAGGUCUCCUGCACCCAGCGUAUCGAGCAGGAGUGGGCCAUGUCACAUGGGCUUCCUGGCUUCGUAGACGCCCCGAUCACGUGCCCAGGAGAUCAGGUCAUCAGCUACGUGAAGAAGACCAGCGGCGAGGUGAAGUAUCGCUGCAGCCACGUCUCUUCCUUGGGUGCUUGCUCACCGCACUUCUCCCAGCAAGUGGAGACCACGUCCUCAGACAUUGAGCACAACAAGGCAUUGCGAAAGCUCGGAGCUUUCUGUCCUCCUGGCGAGGGCCUGAAGAGCAUGGAAGCGGAGGCAUCCGACAAAGGCACCUGGAUUCGCUUGCGCUACGAGUGUUGCCAAAUCAGUCGGGUUCCGGUCUCGAUUUACCCCUUCCUCACGGGUGGAUCGCGGCGUGCCUUCGACGGAGACCUGGCCGAGGGCUGGGAAGGUGUCUACUGCCCCAGCACCCGUGAUGACAGUGGCCGGAUGUCGUUCUCACAGAGGAGGAGCUUCCGACCGGGUCAUGGGGCAGACAAGGUGCUGACUUACGACAAGCACCAUGGAAAAUGGUGCGUCUCCGGCAAGGAUUGUGCCCAUUCCGACGUGGUACACCCUUUGGACACGUCGUUGCACUCGGCCGAGUGGUACGUAGUGCCUGUCAGCGACUUCGACGCCAUCUUCGAGGCCAAGGGUGCCAAGCCCCUGGCAACUGCAAAGAAGCGAAAGCCGCCGCCGCUGAUCAAGUUUGGCGCCUCGGAUCCCGACUACCUUCCGGAAUGCAAGGACGAGUCGCACCCGGGCACCCGCAAGUUCAAGCUCGCCGAGAUGAACAAAGAGGCCAAGAACUUGGACGACGAGAAUCCCUGCAAGAACGUCUACGGGGUGCCGCCUACAAACCAGAAGAUGGACAAUGCAGACGGCAUGACGGGCUGGAUAAAUGAUCUGACCGGAAACAUUGGGCCGGGCCAGGGCGGAGUGACCUACAAGUCCGUGAAAGAGUGCCGGGAUCAGUUUGUGAUCUCUGCAUUUCUCCGAGGCAGUGACCGUGACAUCGUCCGGGACCUUCAGAUGGCCAAGUGGAACAAGGACGCAAGGGGGGAAAGGUAG
This is a messenger RNA of Symbiodinium sp. CCMP2456, 1600 nucleotides long. The record is from the annotation of a GenBank genome assembly. NCBI's taxonomy places the organism in Eukaryota, Dinophyceae, Suessiales, Symbiodiniaceae.